AUGGCCACUGUCGCCGUGGCGGUGGCGCUCCUACUCCUGGCCGUGUCAUCGUCGCCGGCCACCCCCGUGGAGGGCGGCGGCUGGGACAACGCCCACGCCACGUUCUACGGCGACGACAGCGGCGGCGAGACCAUGCAGGGGGCGUGCGGGUACGACAACGUGUUCAGGCAAGGGUACGGGUGGGAGACGACGGCGCUGAGCGUGGCGAUGUUCGCCGGCGGCUGGUCGUGCGGCGGCUGCUACGAGAUACGGUGCCAGGGUAGCAGCGCGUGCCGCGCCGGCGCGGCGGUGGCGGUGACGGCGACCAACCUCUGCCCGGCGAACUACUCCAAGCCGUACGAGAACUGGUGCAACCCGCCGCUGAAGCACUUCGACCUGUCCAAGAAGAUGUUCAUCCGCCUCGUCACCGACUUCCGCGUCGGCAUCGUCCCCGUCGCGUUCCGCCGCGUCCCCUGCGGCGGCAAGUCCGGCGGCGUCCGCUUCGAGAUGAAGGGCAACCUGUGGUGGGUCACCGUGCUCGUGUUCAACGUCGGCGGCGCCGGCGACGUCCGCGCCAUGGCCGUCAGGGGCUCCCGCGACGGCCGGUGGAUGGGCAUGUCGAGGAACUGGGGCAUGAUCUGGAACGGCGACGUCCGGCUCGAAGGCGAGGGGCUCUCGUUCCGCGUCGCCACCAGCGACGGCCGCGCCAUCGUCUUCGGCGACGUCGUGCCGCCGACAUGGACUGUGGGACAGACCUUCCAGGGCAAUGGCCAAUUCUAA
Messenger RNA from Oryza brachyantha (malo sina), 759 nucleotides. RefSeq names its product expansin-A4-like. The record is from RefSeq and is a predicted model, not a curated record. Lineage: Eukaryota; Viridiplantae; Streptophyta; Magnoliopsida; Poales; Poaceae. The coding region runs from base 1 to 759 and encodes 252 amino acids. Gene Ontology annotation, biological process: plant-type cell wall organization. Gene Ontology annotation, cellular component: extracellular region. The transcript has 2 exons.